UGUAGUGGGAUCAUUCCAGUUUCCACACCCUUGCCUUAUAAAAUGUAGUCUGCCAGGAACUAUUAUUAUAAUAAUUAUUAUAAUUAUUGUAACCUCGUCGAUCUACAUUGUACUAGUACAGCUGAGACUGUGAGACCGUCGAGAUGAGUUGCUUAGCUCGAGCAGGGGCAUGGCGGAGUAUUCCCAGCAUUACUAGCACUGGAUCUACGUCCUGUGCAUCUUUGCGAUAUCUGCCGAUUAUGCCAACGUAUAGAACGAGAGAGACGGACAGCUCCAAGCCUAGGCCCAAGGGCCGCAUAACUAUGGAAGUGGCUGAGAGAGCACAUUUCAAGACCCCAACGCCUCUAACUAAAGAACAGGUUACCAUCUUGCAACAGAACUUGAAACGUGGGGCGCUUCACGCGAGCAGGCAAGGCUGGCGUUCGGUUCCCAUCAAGGAAUACACGAAUGUGCUGAAUCAGGCCUUCAACGGCAAGUGGGCAAUGAAACGCUUGUCGUCAGAACCCACACCAGUUAAGUCGUCUGAUCUCCUUAUUCAAGACUGGGGGCUAUUUGUCGACGGGCAGUGUCUUGCUGAAGCUGCAUCUCUUGUUAAACAAUACCCUGGUAUGAAAAGGAACAGAGCUAUCGAAAAGAGUUGCUACAAUGCUUUGACGUAUUGUUGCAGGGACCUUGGAGUGUUCCCUGAGUAUCAGAUACUUGUUAGCCGGGGUCAAGGUUCAAAAGGGUGAGAACUGCCAGUGAACUGAAACUCACGGUCCCAGACAAGACGCUGCAGAAGGACGCUUUAUUGUAUGGUGUGGUUUUGAGGAGUGACGGAUUGAAAUCCUAGUACAGUGUAUUACCAGAGAGGAAGGCAGUUACCAUGGUUACUGGAUUCUGUUUGCUGUGUGACUUACUACUUUACCUGCUGUGUUUUUAGCUUACCUCUAGUAUUUCAUAGGGCCUUUUUAUUCAGUCCGACUUCUUUGGGUACUAUCAUUGCGUUUUUCCACCUGCUAGUAUUCCAGUGCUUCGAAGUAGUCCUGUGCAUUCUAGUUCUUGCGUGAAACACGGCUAGUGCCGGCAGCACCAACAGUUCUCAUGUGUCCUGCUGAAUGUUUAAAAAAGUGUGUCCUUCAUCGUAGACUGUAUUUAAAUUAUGUGUGUAACUAGUUAGUUGAUAUCUCCCCGAUGGUGAUGUUCCUGAUAUCGCCUGCAUACUGAAGCUGCCAUAGUUGUGUCGAAUGCUUCGUAUUAUCCUGGCCUACUGUACCUGCCAGCUCUGUGUGUUGCGAAAUGGUGUUACUCUGGUGUGGGUAGUUUAAUUUUGUGUGCCUGUAUACGUGUAUAAAUGCGAUGUCCGUGAAGUCUCUUUUUUUUGCUGUAGCUCCGGUGAACUGUUCUUUAAUUUCUGUACACCCAUUAGUUCUUCCUUGUGUUACGACAGGGCCCCAAGGCACCCUGUCGGGGAGCUGGGAGCUCUACCCUGAAGCAAUUGAAAGGCUCGUGUUGUGUCUCCUUGC
Molecule: messenger RNA, 1505 nt
Organism: Sycon ciliatum
Lineage: Eukaryota; Metazoa; Porifera; Calcarea; Leucosolenida; Sycettidae
Product: mitochondrial genome maintenance protein mgm101 homolog
Exons: 5
Coding region: 144-731 (195 amino acids)
Biological process (GO): recombinational repair; interstrand cross-link repair
Cellular component (GO): mitochondrial nucleoid; mitochondrial chromosome
Molecular function (GO): single-stranded DNA binding
Source: RefSeq, a predicted model, not a curated record